Molecule: messenger RNA, 1375 nt
Organism: Lates calcarifer (barramundi perch)
Lineage: Eukaryota; Metazoa; Chordata; Actinopteri; Centropomidae
Product: CMP-N-acetylneuraminate-beta-galactosamide-alpha-2,3-sialyltransferase 1
Exons: 3
Coding region: 74-424 (116 amino acids)
Molecular function (GO): beta-galactoside (CMP) alpha-2,3-sialyltransferase activity
Source: RefSeq, a predicted model, not a curated record
GAUAACAUUCUGAAAAAACUAGUGUUACUAGUUAUUACCAAAUAUGCCCAUUUUCCACUACAUUUAGCAAUUAAUGUUUCCUCCAACAGGGGAGAAUGGUGCUGUAAACUCAAAGUUGAUUGCUAACAAGAAUCUGGUGGCGAUCCUCAGUCCAGAGUUUAUGAAAUAUGUUCAUGAAGCUUGGCUGGGAAAUAAGGGCUAUUAUCCAUCAACUGGCUUUCUGAGUUUUGCUCUCAGCCUGUUCCUUUGUGAUGAGGUCAGUGUUUUUGGGUUUGGAGCAGACAGUGAUGGAAACUGGAGCCACUACUUUGAAAGACUCGGAAACAAAAAAUUGAAAACUGGAGCUCAUCCUGGAGGUUAUGAAUAUGAUGUUAUGGUGCAACUAGACAAGAAGAAGAAAAUCCGUUUUUUUAAAGGAUGGUAAAUUUAGUCUCGCUCUUUAUGUCUCAUUAGUGUCUCUAUUUCAUUCAUUAAACAUUGGGUUACAAGCUGUGAUCUGACCAAAAUCACAUGACUUCUCAGAUGUUCAAUUAUAGAUUAGGAUGGAGUAAUCUUUAAACAGGAAGCACCCUGUCGGAAGACCACCCAAAAGUUUGUGACAUGAAAGCUUCUUAAAAUGGACCCUCCCAACUCUGUGUUUGUAGUUAGUUACAGUUGAAUGAAACAACUUUCACUAAGGUGCAGUUUUUUUUCUCUGGCAGAAACAGGAACUGCCGUAACUUCUUGUAUCCAUGGUUUUGUAUUAACAUAUUAUACACAGCAGUACUUAGGACACAUAAAUAACAGUGUAGGCAGUCAUGUGGCAUUCCAUUUAUUCCACAGUAGACUUAAAAAAAAAAACUUGGUUGUUGGUGGUUUUUGGAACUGGCCCUUUUUUUUUCUAGAUGAGAGAGGGUUAUAUUUAUUCCUAAAUACAAUAUAAACUGUAAGUUGUAAAUAUCUGUAUGGGUGGUCACACAAAACUUACAUUUGUACAGAGCAUGUUCCAAGAUGAUCAGUGAUUCCACAGCAUAGGCAUUGCACAUGGUCAGUAAGUCAGCAUCUAAAAGUAAUUCAGUAAGGAAAAAUGUAUGAAGGGACUUGAAUUGUAUUAGAGGUAAUUCAGUCUUAAUCCAUAAUGGAGUGUGGUGGGUAAUGGCUUUAUUAAGUUUCAGGUUUCAUGUGGUUUGUGUGUUGCCUUCAAAUAUGCCUGAUCUGGAUGUAUAUGUUUCCUGUAUGGUGAAAUAUGAAAGAUUUUAACACUUUGAACAUUCUAACUUUGUAAUUUACAGCAUGUUCAUUAAUGUUUACCUGUGCAUUUAUUUCUGCUUUCUCUGCAUGACUGAUACGAUAAUAUUGGCUACUCAAUGUCCCUCGAAUAAAUGCCUCAAAACUA